CAAGAAUAUAUCUAACCUAUUGGAAUGCAAUAGCCCCACAUGUAUGAUUCUUGAUAAUUGCUUCUCCUCAGUCUUAACUUUCUUGUUUCACUCAAAGCACUCAAGAAACAAAAUCAAGAAUCAAGCUUUUAUCCAAAAUGAAAUAUUCCCACAUGUAUUGUACAUCUUAGCUAAUGCUUGUUAUCCCAUUACUUCUCCUACAUCUUCCUUUGGUUUCACUCAAAGAACACAACCUUAGAUUUUUUAGUCUAAAAAACAAGUUCAUACCCUCAGUCAAACUACUGAACUCAAUCUCUUGCUAUCGUUUACUCGUCAAUUUUCUGUUGAAGCUCGUCCUGCCUACGCUAAGUACUAUCUCGACCAAAAUUCCAAGAAAAUGGAUCAAUUGCAACCACAACAACCGACUCAAGUUUAUCCUAAUAAUCCAAACAAUUUCCCUAAUCAACCAAACAAUAUCCCAAUGACUCAAUCCUCUUCUUCUCAUAAUUCAAAUGGUUCAUUUGUGAGUGUUUUUGUUGUCCUGGCUAUAGUUUUGGUCAUAUCUCUUAUUGCUUGUGUUGCGGGACGCAUAUGCAGCAAGAAAAGUCAUGGUCCUAAGGUGAAGAAAAGUCAAGGUCACCCACAAAAACAAAAGGAGGGAAAGAAGAAUAAGCACAAUGAGUUUCAUAAUAAAAGAGAAGGAGGGGAUAUAGAAUUUGGAUUUGAUAAAAGAAUUGCAAGUUCUAAAGUGGCUGCAGCACAUGGAGAUCAUUAUAAGGGGUCUAAGCCUUUUAAGAAUAGUGGAGGUAAAGGGGGAGUCAGAUUUUCUGAUAAUCAUAUUGAUUUCAAGCUUGGUCCAUGAAAAUUAGUAGAAAAAUAUGUUUAGAGAGGAACUCCCUUUAUGCACUAAUUACUGGGUGGUAAUUUUUAUUUUAUUUUGUUAAAUUUUAAGUUUUUCUAUUACAUGAAGGAAGGCAAAGAGAAAAGUAAUGGUACUGGUGAGAAUCUCACAUUUAUUGUGUGAAAACUCUCACCGAUAUCAUCAUACUAUAAGUUCUGCUGGUAAUUACUUGGUAAUUGUUCCUCGUGUUUUUCUUUUUCUGGUUAAUUGUAGCUUUUGGCCUGGGUUUUUUGUUUUGUACUUAUGCCUAUGCACAUGAUUGUUGUGUCGGGAUUGUCAAAAGUGUAGUAUUUUCAGCUUUUAUCAUCAAUUGGAAUAUAUGGUUGGGGGUUCAAGAAAA
This is a messenger RNA of Lycium ferocissimum, 1220 nucleotides long. RefSeq lists its product as uncharacterized. The record is from RefSeq and is a predicted model, not a curated record. NCBI's taxonomy places the organism in Eukaryota, Viridiplantae, Streptophyta, Magnoliopsida, Solanales, Solanaceae. The transcript has a single exon. The coding region runs from base 377 to 841 and encodes 154 amino acids.